This is a messenger RNA of Aedes aegypti (yellow fever mosquito), 2239 nucleotides long. Its product is annotated as T-cell immunomodulatory protein. The record is from RefSeq and is a predicted model, not a curated record. The coding region runs from base 203 to 2020 and encodes 605 amino acids. Gene Ontology annotation, cellular component: plasma membrane. NCBI's taxonomy places the organism in Eukaryota, Metazoa, Arthropoda, Insecta, Diptera, Culicidae. The transcript has 2 exons.
GGUUUGACAACUUCCCUCUAAACUGAUUUUUAGCAAAACAGAGCAAAAAAAAACUGUGAAUCAUAACAAAAAAAAACGUAAAAGUAGUUCAAUCUUCAACAAAAUACUAGAAAUUUGACCGUAUUCCAUUUCGUUAUAUCAUGUUCUUGUGGUUCUGAUUAUUAGUGUCAAAGUUCCAAUUACCGUCGUGAGCGGAGCAAACAUGAAGUUCCAAUUUCUAGCGGCGGUGUCUCAAUUUGCGUCGUGGUUGCUGCUCUUUCUGUCCAGUUGCUUCCAUCCCGUCAAUGGAGGGGACAUUGUGGACAUCACGGAUACCGUUUUUGGUUCGAUGACCGACACGAUUCCGGUGGCGUAUGGCGAUUUCAAUUCGGACGAACUGUUCGAUAUGUUUGUGCUGCGGAAUAACUUCCGAACGAUCCAGAUUCUGUUCGGGAGCGAUGAUAAGCCACUGCUCCAGGAGGGUCCCAAAUGUGAGUACAAGAACUUUCACAUCACCAGUGUCGUUCCGGGGGAUUUUGAUGGGGAUGCUUACAUGGACGUGAUGUUCACGGUUCAGCGGGAAGGAGAGAACCAAGCGGUUUAUAUCAACUGGGGAGGAUCGGAAUAUAUGAACUGCACCAAGGAGGAUGAGGAACCGCUGAUUGUGAUGAGGGGACAACCUUUGGCGCUGGACUACGAUAAGGACUUUAUCAUAGAUUUGUUCGGAAUGGACACGGAGAACGAGAGGAAGUUCUGGAUUUUCAAGAAACCCAAAGAUGGCAAAAGGAUGCCUCCGGAUACGUUCUCGAUGGAUGGCAAGCAUGGGGCCUUACUGAAAGUUCCCCACUCACAUGCCAUCAUCGAUCUGGACAAAGACUUCACGGCAGAUUUGUUGCUGACCACUGAGAACGGUUACGAAGUAUGGAAAGGAACAGAAGCGGAGAAAGAGUUCUACUUCCACCGGAGGUUUGAUUUUCCUGUUGGUAAUUAUGAUGCCCACAUUGGACAAUCGAUCUUUCUGGAUGCGGAACUGGACGGAAAUCUUCUUCAAAUUGUCCCCAUUUGCUUCAACAAAAACUGCAUGAAUUCCAGCAUAUUGGUCUACCACGGGAAUCACUUCCACGAUCUGCAAAUCGAUUUUAAAGACGACCACAACGAUGUAUGGGGCUUCGUCGUUCCGGACAGGUCCAAUUGGGCCACCCAAGUAAUCACCCUACGAGGAGGCGAUUUUAACCUGGACGGCUAUCCAGACCUCCUAGCCACCCUUUCCAAAUCCUCCGGCCAGAUGCAGACGUUUCUACUGGAAAACGUCCCCUGCGAGAAGUUGGCCUGCAAUCACAUGAAGAGGACAUUCGUGGUCCGGUGGAAGGCCCUGGCCCCAUUCACCAACGGAACCAUCAUGGGUUCGUUCUACGAUUUCUACAACAAUGGUAUUCUGGAUGUGAUCUUCGUGGAAAAGGUGGGAAACACUACCCGGCCGGUGGCGUUCCGGAAUUCGUUGGACUACGACGCCAACUUUGUGAAGGUCAUCGUGUUGACCGGGUUGACGAAUCAACGGGGACCCAAGAAACUGACACCUCUGGGGAGGAAGAAGAGAACUUACGGCACAAAUCUUCCCGGGCCUCGUAUCGAGUACAACACAACCACCCAGGAUGGCGACCCACAGCACGGUGCAUCAGCUCAGUUACCGCAGUCCGCUUACUUCUCCCUACACCUGCCGUAUACAACCUUCGGCUUGGGUCGCACCCCGAACUUUGUCGAUUCGCUAACCGUUGGGCUGUCCAAUCAUUCCCGCACUUGGACGCAACUGAUCCCCAACUCGCAGAUGAUUGUCGUCCCGUGGCCAAUCGACGAAACGGACAAGUGGAAGGCGCAGCUGUUCGUUACUCCCAGCAAGCUGAUCUUGAUGAGUGUGGUUGCGCUGGGCGGUAUCUGUCUGGUCAUACUGCUGCUGAUUCUGAUACUGUACGCCAAGGAGAAACGCGAGGACCGAAUUCAACGGUCGCUGGAAGCGCAUCGGUUCCACUUUGAUGCGAUGUAAGGCAGCGUUCGACUUGGGAGGCGAUCAAAAGGUACUUUUUCUGCGAUAUUUAUUUCUACGUUUUAUCUAGGCGUUUUUAAUUAUAAUUGUGUGUUUAGACUCUUUUUUCGGAUAAUUUAUUAUUACGAACCGCACUGAGUAAUAUAUGAACUAACGGAGACGGUUUUGUUCGCGGUACCACUACAUUGAUAACCUAAUAAUAAUAAAUUUUUUCGUCUA